Molecule: messenger RNA, 2540 nt
Organism: Ooceraea biroi (clonal raider ant)
Lineage: Eukaryota; Metazoa; Arthropoda; Insecta; Hymenoptera; Formicidae
Product: E3 ubiquitin-protein ligase TRIM23
Molecular function (GO): GTP binding; zinc ion binding; GTPase activity
Source: RefSeq, a predicted model, not a curated record
CCGAAAAUGACGCAUAGUAUAACUCAAUGUCGGGUUAGACGCAAUUUUAUUUUUAAGUAAUGUAACUCAAUAACGUAAAAACGUAAAAAGCAAUCAGGCAGAAGACGAGUUGACCAAUGAAGCAUGAAGACGAAGUCAACGAAGAUAUGACAAGUGUAAACAACUCGCAGUUAAAAGACGAGUAAAGCAGAUGCAAACUCUGCGAAUUUAACAAUACAUUAGCAUGCAAGGCGGCACGCGAUGUAUACAGUAUUACUGCGUCAUUCUGCAGCUUCACGCACACUGUGAUUCAAUGAUUUAAAUCUCUAAACGCGCAAAAGGCGAAACUGUUUAAAGUUAACCUCUACGUCGUGCUCCGAUCGCGGCUUCCGCAACUGGAGUUUUGAUUUUCGAGCAGGGGCGACGUUGAAUUACUGCUAUGAGCGAGGACGCGGAUCGAUUGAGCAAAUACUUGAAGCAUUCGCUGAAGACGGUGCCGAAAUCGAACGUGCUGGAAUGUCGCGUGUGCGAGGAGGUGUUCACGGUGGACGGCGUGAAGGUGCCGCGUCUGCUGCACUGCGGCCACACAGUCUGUCACUCCUGCUUGCUGCGGCUGAGGACCUGCGUGCCGGACCAGCAGUUCCUGCUCUGUCCGUUCGACCGGCAGCCGACCGCCGUGUGCGAGAACAGUGUUUACAGCUUGAAGAAGAACUUCGCGCUCAUCGAGCUGCUUGAACGGCUCGAGCAGUCCAACAGCGAGAAGACCCUGGUGCUGGAGCGCGAACGGCUGCAGUCAAACCAAACGUGCGACGAGGACGAGACGCACACUGCCGUUCUGUACUGCACCGUGUGCGCUACGCAUCUGUGCGAGGCGUGCGACACCGCCACGCACUCGUCUAAGACGUUGGGCAAGCACAGGCGCGUGCCACUGUCGGAGAAGCCGCGCGAGAAGCCGCGCUGCCCGAUUCACACGGCGCACGUCGCCGAGUUUACGUGUACCCAGGAGGGCUGUCACAACUCCUUGAUGUGCUACCUGUGUAAAGAGUACGGCAAGCACAGCACGCACAAGCCGGCAUUGGUGGAGGAAGAGGCCGAAAACAUCAGGAAGUCCAUUAUUGCGGCGUUGCAGAAGAUGACGCAGUUUAUGGAAAGCAUGAGGGAUACCGCGCACAGAAUAGAAAUAGUAAUCGAGGAAUUAGAGGGCUGGGCAAUCGAGGACGCAAGGAGGAGGGUGCGGUACCACUUCGAGGAGCUGCGCGCCGUUUUGGCCGAACAGGAAAAGACGGCGAUGGCGUACGUCGAGACGGAGACGCGCGGUAGACUGUGCGCGUUGAGACAGCAACAAAAGGAUCUCACGACCACGCGGUCGCAAGUGGCCGGCGUGUGCAUCCAGUGCGAGAGCAUACUUGACUCCGAGGACUGGAAGUUACUGAGCAGUUCGGAAAAAGUCAAGGAAGUGCUGGCGACGUUGGAGCAACAGCAGCAACAUUAUGCGCAAUUGGGGCCGGACUUUCUCAGUCCAGAGUCCUCUAUUCCCAUUAUAUUCAGCAGAGAUAACAGGAUACACAUUGGAACAAAGAUCGAUAUGCGCGUAGUGAUUCUGGGACUGGACGGAGCCGGAAAGACGAGUAUCCUGUCCGCUAUGCGCGGCGUUACGCUAUCGAGCCCGCCGAUUCCCACUAUCGGAUUUAACGUCGAAAGCCUCGAGUAUCAGAAUCUCGUUUUCACCCUCUGGGACGUCAGCGGACAGCAGAAGUUUCGGCCACUGUGGAAGCACUACUAUCAUAACACGCAGGCCGUUAUUUUCGUGGUCGACGCCAGCGAUAGAUCUCGCUUCGAGGAGGCGCAGAAUGAAUUGUCGAAGAUACUUUACGAACGGGAGCUCAAGGACGCUCUAUUUUUAAUCUAUGCCAACAAGCAGGAUAUUGCAGGCUGUGCGAGUGUCGAGGAGCUAACCGACGUACUCGGUUUACAUAAACUCUGUUGUGCAAGAGCUUGGCACAUUCAGGGCUCAUCGUUAAUUACCAAUGCCAGUGGCACGUUACAGGGGCUUGACUGGCUCACGCAACAGCUCGGUAGUCACUGGACGGAGUGUGUAUAGAGUAUUCUUUUUUUUAUGUCAUUUUUAAAUUAUUGAUGAUUAAGUAGUCGGCAAGAAACAUUUCGCGUUAGUUGCGUGGCCCCCACGCAAGGACGAGACAGACGAGACUGAUGUUAGAUUGAAGUCGCGCAAGGUAUCCGUUAUUUCUUAUUUAUAAUUUAAAUAUUUAUAUGUUAUUAUAUUAUAAUAUUUUAUGUUAUUCGCUCUGUGAGCGAUGGAUGCGUGAGAUAAUUUAAUAAUUAUUGCUUCUCUCACUUUUCGUGUACAUAUAUAUAUAUAUAUAUAGAUGUUACAUUUUUAUUAUUAAUUUGUUAUGCACGAGAUAGAUAUCCGAGUUCUCUCGAGUUACGUUACGCCAAGAAAGAAAAUACAAAUUCUCGGGUCACCAGACGGUCGUUUGGAAGAAAAAUGAUGUUUGUUUAUUUUCUGAAUAUAAAAAUGGAGCUACAAGGUAAACUAU